This is a messenger RNA of Aspergillus bombycis, 1935 nucleotides long. Its product is annotated as putative D-arabinitol dehydrogenase ArbD. The record is from RefSeq and is a predicted model, not a curated record. The transcript is spliced from 7 exons. Gene Ontology annotation, molecular function: oxidoreductase activity, acting on NAD(P)H, oxygen as acceptor. The coding region runs from base 1 to 1935 and encodes 644 amino acids. Gene Ontology annotation, cellular component: intracellular anatomical structure. Lineage: Eukaryota; Fungi; Ascomycota; Eurotiomycetes; Eurotiales; Aspergillaceae.
AUGUCUAUGGAGAAAGUUGAGGUCAAAACUCUAGACGGCAUCACCCUUCGUGGAAAUCUCUCCCUUGCGAAGACAAGGGGACCUGCCAUCAUCCUAGGACUUGGUGCACGUUUUCCCGAUCUUGAUAUAGAAAUCUCAACUGUGUCAAAGAAAUGCUUCACUCCUCUAAUUGCAAUCCAAUUCAAGCAAAACGGCAUAACCGCUCUGGUCUACGACCUACGUUCACUUGGUGAGAGUGACGGGCUGCCCCGAAAUGAGUUUGACCCAGCCAAGCUUGCGGAGGACUACUCCGACGCUUUGACAUUCAUCUCCACGUGUAGCGUGGUUAAUCCAAGCCAAAUCGGGUUCUGGGGCAUGUCUUUCAACGGAGCCAUCGCUCUCGCCGCCGCCGUUCUGGACUCGCGAGCGAGGUUUGUCAUCGCCUGUUGCCCGUGGGCGAGCUAUUUCGCCAAAGAUCGCAUUUCCCAGCUCUAUACAGCUGCUGUUAAAGACCGUGUGUCCCGACUCCGUGGAAAUGAACCGUCACGUGUGCCCGUCUGGACGGAGAAAAGGAGCCCUGUUUUUGGCGUGCCCGAUUCAGAAGGCCGAAAAGCCUAUCAACUGGUCUUAGCCGCGAUGCGCUCUGCCCCGCGCUAUGACAACCAUGUGGCCCUUGCAACCCCGUAUCUUGACCAUGAAUUCACAGCGCCGGUCAUGGUACUGGUGCCUGAGCUCGACGAGGUGUCGCCUCCAGAGCAGCAGCUGAAGCUCUUCGACCAGAUUAAGGGUCCCAAGGCCUCUCUACACCUGGCGAAAGGAAGGAACCAUCUAGGUCUACUCACCGCUCGUCAAGCCGUCAAGGCUCUCCGCAUUAACACACGCCCUGCUGCGGUAACAGCAGCAUCACGGCCAGCGGUAGCGAACACUUUCUUCCGCGGUCUCUCGUCGACGGUUCCCCGUGCCAACGAUGACAAGUCGAAGGCAGCAAAGGAUCCCAUCUUGGCCGCUACCAACAAAGCCCCUGAGGGUGUAUUGGACACGGAGGGUCGUUUCGCUCGUGUCGAUGAGAGUUUGCAGAUCGAAUACCCCGAUGAUGAGAAUAUGCCUCGCAGUCCUAUCGUUCAGGGCCGCGGAGGAAUGCACUUCAAGCGUACCCUGGCUCAAUUUUCCCUCGAGAACAAGGUUACCCUGGUGACCGGAGGUGCCCGUGGUCUCGGUUUGGUCAUGGCUCAGGCGAUCGUUGCAUCGGGCUCGGACCUUGCAAUUGUCGAUCUUAACAAGGCGGAGGCUGAGGAGCAAGCCCAGAAGUUGGUUGAGCAGUUCAGGAAGGAGAACCCCGGCUUGGAACAAAUGCCAAACGUCACCGCCCACUACGCUGAUGUUUCCGACCCUAACUCCGUCAACGAUGCUCUUUCCGAUAUUAUCUCCAAGCACGGCAAGAUCGACAACCUGGUCACCUCCGCCGGGUUCACCGAAAACUUCGAUGCCAUCUCCUAUCCUCACGACCGUCUGCAGAAGCUUUGGGGCGUUAACGUCGAUGGAACAUACCUGUUUGCGACCGGUGUUGCCAAGCACCUCAUGGAGCGCAAGGUUCCGGGCAGCAUUGUCAUGAUUGGUAGCAUGUCUGGUGCCAUCGUCAACGUGCCCCAGCCUCAGGCUCCUUACAACGCCGCCAAGGCCGCUGUUCGGCAACUGGCCGCGUCCUUCGCUGUCGAAUGGGCCGGCCACGACAUCCGUGUGAACUGCAUCAGCCCUGGAUACAUGCUUACUGCCCUGACCCGCAAGAUUUUGGAUGAGAACCCCGAAUUGCGGGACAAGUGGAUCUCCCUCAUCCCCACCGGCAAGAUGGGGACUCCCGAGGACCUGAUGGGUCCCGUUACCUUCCUGCUCAGUGACGCCUCCAAGUACAUGACCGGGGCCGAUAUCCGCGUUGACGGCGGCUACACCCUCACCUAG